AUGGGUUGCUGCUGCAGUUUAGAUUAUGAUGAUGAUGACUGGGCUAUAGACGCUGAAAUUUGUGAGGUGUGUCAUUAUCCUAUUGAUCCAGCCACCAAGCCACAGAAACCCACUUUAAAUGGUUCUGAGUUGCACACUCCUCUGUUGGCGGCCGAAGGGAUUCCUCCGCCUAGUUCACCCCUCCAAGAUAAACUUGUGGUUGCCCUCUAUGACUAUGAAUCAACUCAUGAAGGCGAUCUGCUGCUUCGAACAGGAGAACAGCUGAGGAUAGUAGAAGAGACAGGGGAAUGGUGGAAAGCUCAGUCUCUCACCACAGGGCAAGUGGGCUAUAUACCAUGCAACUUUGUCGCCAAGUUGAACACACUGGAACAAGAGCCUUGGUUUUUCAAAGCCCUCAGCAGGAAGGAUGCCGAACGACGCCUUCUCAGUGCUGGUAACACACACGGUGCUUUCCUCCUUCGAGAGAGUGAAUCCACCAAAGGCUCCUUCUCCCUCUCUGUGCGAGAUUUUGACCAGAACCAAGGAGAAGUUGUGAAGCACUAUAAGAUACGAAAUAUGGACAACGGCGGGUUCUACAUCUCUCCUCGUAUCACCUUUGACAGCUUGCACAGCCUGGUAGAACAUUAUACCAAUAACGCGGAUGGGCUUUGCACCCGCCUAACCAAGCCCUGCCAAACUCAGAAGCCACAGAAGCCCUGGUGGCAGGAUGAGUGGGAAGUGCCCCGGGAGAGCCUGAAACUGGUGGAGAAACUGGGAGCAGGGCAAUUUGGUGAAGUCUGGAUGGGCUACUAUAAUGGACACACCAAAGUGGCCAUCAAGAGUUUGAAACAAGGCAGCAUGUCGCCCGAAGCCUUCCUGGCUGAAGCCAACUUGAUGAAGAAACUGCGCCAUGCACGCCUGGUGCGGCUGUACGCAGUGGUGACUCAAAGGCCCAUGUUCAUCAUUACAGAGUACAUGGAAAAAGGCAACCUGGUAGAUUUUCUCAAAGCUGCAGAAGGCACUAAAUUAACAAUUUAUAAACUGCUAGACAUGUCAGCACAGAUAGCAGAAGGAAUGGCCUUCCUGGAGAAGAAAAACUAUAUCCAUCGUGACCUGCGGGCUGCCAAUAUCCUUGUGUCCGAAAGCCUUUGCUGCAAGAUUGCAGAUUUUGGGCUGGCCCGCCUUAUGAAGGACGAUGAAUACACUGCUCAAGAAGGAGCAAAGUUUCCAAUUAAAUGGACAGCCCCCGAGGCCAUCAAUUAUGGAACAUUCACCAUCAAAUCAGAUGUCUGGUCAUUUGGGAUCCUACUGACUGAGAUCAUUACUUAUGGCCGGAUCCCUUACCCAGGAAUGAGCAAUCCAGAAGUCAUCCAAAACCUGGAACGAGGGUACCGGAUGCCACAACCGGAUAACUGUCCAGAAGAGCUGUACAAACUGAUGCUGCAAUGUUGGAGGAAUAACCCAGAGCAACGGCCCACUUUUGAGUUCCUGAAAGGGGUCCUGGAGGACUUUUUCACUGCCACGGAAGGACAAUAUGAGCAGCAGGUGUAAAGAUGGCUUCAAACCAGGAUCCAUGGUACACUAUUCUCACAACCAACAGAAAAGAUGCUCUUUUGAAGACUUCGCCCUGCAUCCAAGAUGGCGGUGGGGGGGUAGGAUGGAGAAGAAGGGCUUAUUGGGACCCCAAUGACUUCCAGAGUUCCUGAUCUCUGGCAAACUUCCCCCUUUUUUCAAAAGGAAAAGAAAACCAACAUUCAAAGGUGCCCAGAAGAACUGAGACGGAGAGUUCUCGCACAUGCU
Protobothrops mucrosquamatus (brown spotted pit viper) is the source of this 1779-nucleotide messenger RNA. RefSeq names its product LCK proto-oncogene, Src family tyrosine kinase (gene LCK). Gene Ontology annotation, cellular component: extrinsic component of cytoplasmic side of plasma membrane. The transcript is spliced from 12 exons. Gene Ontology annotation, molecular function: signaling receptor binding; ATP binding; non-membrane spanning protein tyrosine kinase activity. Bases 1 to 1530 code for a protein of 509 amino acids. NCBI's taxonomy places the organism in Eukaryota, Metazoa, Chordata, Lepidosauria, Squamata, Viperidae. Gene Ontology annotation, biological process: cell surface receptor protein tyrosine kinase signaling pathway; B cell receptor signaling pathway; innate immune response. The record is from RefSeq and is a predicted model, not a curated record.